Molecule: messenger RNA, 4660 nt
Organism: Microtus ochrogaster (prairie vole)
Lineage: Eukaryota; Metazoa; Chordata; Mammalia; Rodentia; Cricetidae
Gene: Sema3d
Product: semaphorin 3D
Biological process (GO): axon guidance; semaphorin-plexin signaling pathway; positive regulation of cell migration
Cellular component (GO): plasma membrane
Molecular function (GO): chemorepellent activity; semaphorin receptor binding
Source: RefSeq, a predicted model, not a curated record
UGUGCCGGGCGUCCCGGUCCUCUUGGCCAUCGCCGGCUGUCCCUUCUUCUCUCCUGAAACAGCGUCGGAGGGAAGAGAAAAAACGACAAGAUUUGCCAGCAGGGAGGUUGAGUUGACAUUGUUUUAAAGACUAUAUUUUCAUCAUGAAUGCUAAUAAAGAGGAGAAGCCAAGGUUCAGAAGUCAAGAUCUUCACCUUCUUCAUACUUGGAUGAUGUUAAUCAUGACUGUGCUCUUUCUUCCCAUCACUGAAACAUCUAAACAGAAUAUUCCUCGUCUGAAACUAACUUACAAAGACUUGCUGCUCUCAAACAGCUGUAUUCCCUUUUUGGGUUCUUCGGAAGGACUGGAUUUCCAGACGCUCCUUGUAGAUGAGGAGAGAGGCAGGCUGCUCCUAGGGGUCAAGGACCAUGUCUUCCUGCUCAAUCUGGUCGACUUAAACAAAAACUUUAAGAAGAUUUAUUGGCCUGCUGCAAAAGAACGGGUGGAAUUAUGUAAAUUAGCUGGAAAAGAUCCAAAUACAGAAUGUGCGAAUUUCAUCCGAGUACUUCAACCUUAUAAUAAGACUCACAUUUAUGUGUGUGGAACUGGAGCAUUUCAUCCACUAUGUGGAUAUAUUGAUCUUGGACUCAACAAGGAGGAACUCAUAUUUAAACUAGACAUGCACAGCUUGGAGUCUGGCAGACUGAAAUGUCCCUUUGAUCCUCAGCAGCCUUUUGCUUCAGUAAUGACAGACGAGUACCUCUACUCUGGAACAGCGUCUGAUUUCCUUGGCAAGGACACUGCAUUCACGAGGUCCCUUGGGCUGACCCAGGACCACCAUUACAUCAGAACUGACAUUUCAGAACACUACUGGCUCAAUGGAGCAAAGUUUAUUGGAACAUUCCCCAUUCCAGACACCUAUAAUCCAGAUGAUGAUAAAAUAUAUUUCUUCUUUCGGGAAUCAUCCCAGGAAGGCAGUACAUCUGACAGAAGCAUUCUUUCAAGAGUUGGGAGAGUUUGUAAGAAUGAUGUAGGUGGGCAACGAAGUCUGAUAAACAAAUGGACAACUUUUCUUAAGGCGAGACUGAUUUGCUCCAUUCCUGGAAGCGAUGGGGCUUAUACUCAUUUUGAUGAACUACAAGACAUUUAUUUACUUCCUACGAGAGAUGAAAGAAAUCCUGUAGUAUAUGGAGUCUUUACCACAACCAGCUCCAUCUUCAAGGGCUCUGCUGUGUGUGUGUAUAGUAUGGCUGACAUCAGAGCUGUUUUUAAUGGCCCCUAUGCUCAUAAGGAAAGUGCAGACCAUCGCUGGGUCCAGUAUGAGGGAAGGAUACCUUAUCCCCGACCAGGAACGUGUCCAAGCAAAACCUAUGAUCCACUGAUUAAAUCCACCCGAGACUUCCCUGACGAUGUCGUAAGCUUCAUAAGGCGCCACCCGGUGAUGUAUAAGUCGGUGUACCCAGUGGCAGGAGCACCUACCUUCAAGAGAAUCAAUGUGGACUACAGACUGACCCAGAUAGUGGUGGAUCACGUUGUUGCUGAAGACGGACAGUAUGAUGUCAUGUUUCUCGGAACAGACAUUGGAACAGUCCUCAAAGUUGUCAGCAUUUCCAAGGAGAAGUGGAACAUGGAAGAGGUAGUCCUGGAGGAGCUUCAGGUGUUCAAGCACCCAACAGCCAUCUUGAACAUGGAAUUGUCUCUGAAGCAGCAACAGUUGUACGUUGGUUCCUGGGAUGGAUUGGUUCAGCUCUCCUUGCACAGAUGUGACAUUUAUGGGAAAGCCUGCGCAGAUUGCUGUCUUGCCAGAGACCCCUACUGUGCUUGGGAUGGAAAUGCUUGCUCAAGAUACGCACCCACUUCCAAAAGGCGAGCUAGACGUCAGGAUGUAAAAUAUGGGGACCCAAUCACUCAGUGCUGGGACAUAGAAGACAGCAUUAGUCAUGAAACAGCUGAUGAAAAGGUGAUUUUUGGAAUUGAAUUUAAUUCAACCUUUCUGGAAUGUAUACCAAAAUCUCAGCAAGCCUCUGUUAAGUGGUACAUCCAGAGGUCAGGAGAGGAGCAUCGUGAGGAGUUGAAACCCGAUGAAAGGAUCAUCAAAACGGACUAUGGGCUACUGAUCCGAAGCCUGCAGAAGAAGGACUCUGGGAUGUAUUACUGCAAAGCACAAGAACACACUUUUGUCCACACCGUAGUGAAGCUGACUUUAAAUGUCAUUGAGAACGAACAGAUGGAAAAUACCCAGAGGGCAGAACACCAAGAGGGGCAGGUCAAGGAUCUAUUGGCUGAGUCACGGUUGAGAUACAAAGACUACAUCCAAAUCCUUAGCAGCCCAAACUUCAGCCUGGACCAGUACUGCGAACAGAUGUGGUAUAGGGAGAAGCGGAGACAACGCAACAAGGGCGGCCCGAAAUGGAAGCACAUGCAGGAAAUAAAGAAGAAACGAAACCGAAGACAUCACAGAGACCUGGCAGAGCUCCACAGAGCCGUAGCUACAUAGUUCUCUAUUUAAUUUAAAGAGAAAAUUAUUUUCCGGACUGAAAAAUACUGUCUUCUGUUUUGUACAUCCCUCAUUGCCAACCCAUGCAUGCCUUCCAUGGAGUUUCAUCUUAAUGAGACUCUGUGGUAGAUAGGAAUUCAUCUGGACUAGAUUUCUGAGAACAAAACUUUUAUCAGCAAAGUCAAGUAUUGUCCUCAAAAUUAGAGCCUUAAUUUGUAAAUGUUUUAUAUUUGAAUUUUAAGUCAUAUAUAGAAGUAAGCUAACUGAACAUCAUCCGGUCCAAUGGAAGGUGCUUUAUUCCUAAGCAUCCUCAUUAAACAUGGAGUUUAUAGUGCGGUUGGCUAUGUUUUGAUGAGCAGCUAAAUCAUUCCAUUCUAGAACGGGUGAUCUUGUAGGAAUUGGAAGAGAGGCACGAAUUAAAACAUCUUAUGCUAGUGACAAGGAACCAUCAGUCCACACUUGGAGUCAGGUAUGAGAACUUAGAAAAGUAUGUCCCUUCUUUCAGGCCACGGGCUACAUCUUGUGCACUGCGAUAAUGAUUAUAAGAAAGGGUAUUAAUGAUCCAAACAAGAGUCCUUGUGAUUGGUCAAGAGAAACAGGUUCACAGACAGAACCUAAUGGUUAAUGUUGUGUUCUAGAAUGCAGAAUGCACAAUUUCCAUUUUAAUAACAUGGAGAAAUAUUUUAUAUAUAGUAAGCGUGGCGUGAUGUGUGCACUCUAUCACAGAAGGGACUUAUUAGGCAGACAGUAAGAUAGCCAUAAAUGCUGGCUUUGGGGAAAACUUAUAUUACACAAAAAGGCAGGAAGCCAAAAACAAACUAGAUAGAAUGUAACGGAACUCUUUCCACUGGAGCAUAGCUAUCUCCCAACUUGUAAUGUGUCCAUUAAAAAAAGAGUCUAGAUUAUAACAAACUGUAAGCAAAACCUCAAGUGAAAGUAAAAAUUGUAAAGAAUUAUGGGAUGACACUAUUUUAUUUAUAAUCAAUGUAUUUCUGUGUUCUCUUUUUUCUACGUAUUUAUCAUAUGCUGUAUAUUGUUUGCAUUUAUAUCGUUAUUUGGUCGUAGUUGAGUAAACAGGAGUAAACAAUAUGUAAUACAUGCAGAGAUAAUUAAGUAGAUGACCAACAGGGGGAGUGGGACUAUAUAUUUGUUGAAUGAAUAGAUAAGUGCAGAAUUUUGAUGACGGGAAGGGUUAACUUAACUCUUUGACAUCCUUUUCUUGACACAAAUUUUCUGAAUUUCUGGGGUGAUACAUCAGAGUUCAAGCAGCGUUGUUUUAGCAGUUUUACCACAAAGCAAAUGUAAAGAAAAUGAACAGCAUUAAUGUGACUACCACUUGUAUUUUGUUAGCACGUUUCAAAUUCAAUGUUCCCUCGGAACAUUGCUUCCCGGCCAGUCUCUGCAGAACUCACCUUUCCUUCCUCGAGCACAAAGACCGUAGCCUUCCUCUGUUUGGCCUUUUCACACUCCUUAUAGUGUGAAAUGAACAAUUAGUCACUUCCUCAGAAAGAAUGUGGCUUUUUAGAACACCAACAGGCCUUACUUGUUUCUCAUGCAUUCUACACGCUCUGAAAGAAGUCUGUGAGAAGCCUGUGUGAUUAAAGACCAGUGUUAGGGAGUCAAUCUCUUUGUCCAAUGCAGAAUCAGGAUCUUCUAUUCAUUUAAUCUGCAUUGGGCUCCCAUCUCAAAGGCUUCCCAGUCAGCUGUGAGGGACUGGUAUAAUAACGAAUAUCUGUAGACGUUUUACUCUAAGGAUGAGGAAAAGUGAAGGAGCUGUCUUAAUAAGUGAACCAGGAUGAAUUACAUCUCCAGAAGAAAUACAUACAAAUUCUUGUGCCAUGGUUAGACUAGUAAUCAAAUACCACACAAGGGAGUUUAUUUAUUAAUUUACUGUGAAUCCUACAAACUGAUGGCAAACUCAAAGCAAGUCCGAGGGGUCGUGCUUCAUUUAAAAAUUACUUUCAGAUUGUUGUGUAUCAGAAAGUAAUUCUCAAAUAUGGACGGGGUUAAGAAUUAUACAAGGUUCUAAUAUUUGUACUGACCUCUGAAAAUUAAUUUUAUCUAGAUAAGAAUAUCGAAACCAUUUGCUAAUUACUUAGCUCAAAUGUAAUUGUUUCCUAUCAACAUUCUGUAAAUCUAUUUUAUACCCUUGGUUUAAAAUAAAAUUUUUGCUGCUUUGAAUA